Messenger RNA from Aphanomyces astaci, 2319 nucleotides. RefSeq lists its product as hypothetical. Bases 22 to 1746 code for a protein of 574 amino acids. The record is from RefSeq and is a predicted model, not a curated record. The transcript has 6 exons. Lineage: Eukaryota; Oomycota; Saprolegniomycetes; Saprolegniales; Verrucalvaceae.
GUUUAAAGAGGCAAUUUGAACAUGGCCCGCGGCUCGACCAAGGCGGAGCUCGAGGCCGAGGUGGAGAAGCUUCGAGAGUACAAGACCCUCACGAAGCUUCGCAUGAAGCAAGCGGCAGAGAAGCUCGGAAGCUACCGCGUGCAGUUGGAGGAAUGCAAGGCCACGAUAGAAUCACUCAAGGAGUCUGUCACGUCGCAACACCAAACGAUUGAACACCAGGCCAAGACCAUCCGAGCCCUCACCGACAAGGUUGCGGCGAUGGAAGCGUCCGAGUCGACACCCGCAGCUACACCCGCCGCACCCCCAAUGACACAUUUAGAGUCUGCAGCUAUACGGAGCGAUCCUUGGCUAUCUUUGGCCUCCUCGGACAAUGACGAGCCUGAUACAAACAACGGUGCCACCGCCACCGCCGCCGCGUCAUCGGACGACGACUCGUCGAGUAGUGGCAGUUCAUCGUCGACGACUUCAGACGAAUCAGACGUCGAAACGCAACCAGCAGCGCACCCGGAAACAACCUCUUUGUUUGGUCAAAACAAGCAAAUCUCGUCGCCGCCGUUUUCUCAUCCUGCCACGUCAUUAUUCCCAAGCCCAACCCACGCAACUCCGAACACUGACAUCAAGCCAGUGGUAGCAGCCAUCACACAACAGUCUUUCGAUACGCCCAACCACACAAGUCCGUCUACACCAUGUGCCAAACCAGCAGCAUCGCCGAGCAAGUCCGCUGCUUCCUCCUCCCAAUCGUCGGCGGCAGCUCCACCUAGGAGCCCCCCCACUCAAACCACUGCAAGCAUGCCAAAGGACACCGCACGGCCCCACGCUACAACCAUCACCACCACCACCACUGCUUCAUUUCCACGUAAACGUGCAUUGUGUCCUGGGGAUAGCAAGGAAGAUACCAUGUCUCCACCGUUGAAAGCCGCCAAGACGACGUCCGUAGCAGGAGCCCCAUCAGCCACUCCACCACCGACAGAACUUGUCGCGCUGAGCAGCGCGCUGCAGAAGCCCAUGGCCAAGCACAUGCGAGCCGAACUUGUGAUUCAAGCGUAUUUGACUGCGCUUCGAACUUCGGAUGACCCCACCACGAGGGCCCUGUGUCUCACCAAAACCGUCAAGAACCUCGUCGCACACCACCACGUGCCCGUGCCAGCAAUCGCCGCGGCGGUGCUCAAGAUCGGCUCCAAGUCGGUGAUCGAGUCGACCGUGUGCGUCGACUUGCUGUGGCAGGUCACGCAUCCGCGGCGAGCUGACCUCUUGUUGGUUCUCCAUGCGAUUGGCUCCCACGUCAGGAAAACGUUCAAUCGACACAACACCCAAGUGCAAGCGUCGUGGUGCCGGGUGCACGUGCUGCUCUGUCGUCGUGCCACGUGGAUCGCCGCGAGUCGGUCGUUCCUUGUGGACCGGUUGCUCGAAGUGAACCGGUCGAUUUGGGACUUUGUCACGAUGGUUCAAUCGUGGCCCCAGAUAUUUGCUCAGCUUGGAGACGGCGAUGACGAUGUCACCGCCGCUGCCACGUCAUCGCUGUUGCCCACGACCAUUCGAUUUCUCGUACUUUACACAUUGGCUAGACUAGAUUCGCGGUUGUCUCUUAUAGACACAUGUAGAUGGGCAACAUGUGCCGCGAAGAAGAGGCCAAGGCCAAAGACAAUAAUGCAGAGUACUUUAGCGAGCUGUAUCGCGUCUGCCGAUUGGACCCGCCCCUGUCGGACGACUGGUACUUGGACAAGUUUCAAGCGCGGUUUGAAGUGACGACAUUUGAAACGUGUGAGUCGGUCCGGCUGCUGUUGCGGGUGCAGGGGUGGCAGUGGUGUGUCGACCACCACAUCGUACCCGAUAAACCGGACGACCAGCUGACCCCCACGGCUCUUCGAGUCAUGGGGGUCGCGGCGGCGGCGGUGUACGUAAUGUUUGGCGUGGGGGGUGUCCCCCAUCUCAUCAAUCAAUCGAAACUACUGGGGGAAACACUCAUGCGUGUGUUGAAUGCUGCUUCCACCGAGGUCGUUGCUACUGAAGAAGGCCACCACCGGCGACAGAUCGCGGCGGCGACGGCGCUGGUCGAGCUGGCGCAGGGCGUGCCCACCAAAGCGCUGCGGACCGAGUAUGUGGCGGCUGUCGUGCGUUGGCUCCAGGACCAAUCGCCGACGGGGCAGCUGAGCCAGUCCACGUCGUUUGUUCGACAGCUACACCACGUUGUCGCGAUGGACGUAGCUUGAUGUGCUAGAAGUCCAAUGUGGCUCCAACUGUAGCAAUCAUUAUUAGCUUAGUAUUAAUAGCAGAACAUGAACCCCCCCCUUCGUUGGCGGGGGCCCCUGUUGGCAUGCA